This is a messenger RNA of Parastagonospora nodorum SN15, 567 nucleotides long. RefSeq lists its product as hypothetical. The coding region runs from base 1 to 567 and encodes 188 amino acids. Lineage: Eukaryota; Fungi; Ascomycota; Dothideomycetes; Pleosporales; Phaeosphaeriaceae. The transcript is spliced from 2 exons. The record is from RefSeq and is a predicted model, not a curated record.
AUGACAAGUUCGUCCUCCUCUCCCUCUGCAUACUUCACCGAUGUUGACUUUCCAUCCAGCCCUCUACGCCCGCAAUCUCGCGCCAAACCAUCUCACAUCAUCGCCUUCUCCCCCGGCACCGCCUGCAUCAAUCCCAGCCUUAUUGCUCAAUACUCCUUCUCCACAGGCUUCCGUGCCAAGAACCAGUCAACAGUCCUCUGCGGCACCACCCCACUCGCUCGCUUUGGUCUUGCUCAUCUGCACCAUCAAACCAAUAUUUCGUCACCCUUCAUCAGCAUGUACGAUAAUCUCGCUCGUGCCGAACAAGUUGCACUCUACUUUGAGCAGAAGUACCCCGGUGAGGAGGUUUGGAUCGUCACCAUUGACACGAAACAUCUGGCCUGGGGCCCAGUCUUUCGUGCUGCAGAUAUCUUGAAGGGCGAGGCGGAUAACCGCCAAGGAUGGAUGCACGAGGGCGAGUAUCUGGUGUUGUAUACCGUCCCAAAGCAAGCAGUUAGGGUGGAGACAUUGAUGACAAAGGGCAAGGGGAAGUAUGGCGCUGUUGGGUUGAUUGGCGGGAGGCCGUGA